This is a messenger RNA of Amblyraja radiata (thorny skate), 935 nucleotides long. RefSeq names its product protein FAM227B. The coding region runs from base 246 to 779 and encodes 177 amino acids. NCBI's taxonomy places the organism in Eukaryota, Metazoa, Chordata, Chondrichthyes, Rajiformes, Rajidae. The record is from RefSeq and is a predicted model, not a curated record. The transcript has 7 exons.
CACAUGGUCAUCUGAGGGAGCUAUGAACUCGGAGAGGGCUUUCUCAUUUCCACACCAUGUCUCCUUUCUUUAUUCUCUGCUCUGUAAUUCCAUUCUGCUACAAUCAUGGGAGUAAUAACGUGCCGUUCUCCACCACACAUAUUCCCAGCUAGGGAAAACAAACCAUUCAUUUUCCCUUCAUAUUCAUUGUGCUUUCCGGAACUAUACAUUCAGCCACUGAAGCUUCAUUACAGUUCAGAUACAACAUGGACGACUUGGUACCUGAUGUUUGCAAUGUGGUAAAGGAACUACCACCUCGAAAAGUCCUGCCUCCUGUGAUUGAGUCAGCCUACGCUGGUCGAGGCCCAGAAUUCAAACGCAUUCGCCUCAGGCUUUCUGGUCGCAGCCCCCUGGUCGCUCACUUCCUCAACAUGAAGAAGGUGCAGGGUAGAAGUUUGGGCACCAUCGGACCAACACUGAAACACAAGGAAAUUUCCAAACAGCCAGCGCUCCAUCCCACCUACCUCGAAGUUAUCAAAGAAGCUGAGACUUUCAGCAAAAUUCUGCUACAGAAAAACAUUGAUGUACAUGAGCAAACCAAGAAGGAAGUUGCAAAAAUAAAGUGGGACCAGAUGCAGUUUAACAAAAGAAUUGACAGACUGAAAAAUGAGCUGAACCAAAAUGGAAAAUCACUUGAGUCGGCAAGUAAGACGCUCCUCAAAAUGACCACAGCUGAAGCUAAUAGCGGGCAAAGGAACGAGAGUUUGCCCAAGCCGGAAGAGAGAAAGAAACGAGAAUAAUCUGUACAGAUCGGAAUCCUUGCAUCAAUUACAAUUAGGUACAAUUUGUUAAAGCCUCUAGUAAACCACUAAAUAUUACAACUUAUCUUGCUACAAAAACAGCAUUUUGAGGAAUGGUACCAAGAAAAAAAUUAAAAGGUAAUUGCAGAAAUGUUA